Molecule: messenger RNA, 1821 nt
Organism: Fonsecaea erecta
Lineage: Eukaryota; Fungi; Ascomycota; Eurotiomycetes; Chaetothyriales; Herpotrichiellaceae
Exons: 1
Coding region: 1-1821 (606 amino acids)
Molecular function (GO): nucleic acid binding; ATP binding
Source: RefSeq, a predicted model, not a curated record
AUGAAUCAAACCGUGGCGCGAUUACCCAUUGCGAGAGCACCUCGACCAGUGCCUUCACGAGUCCGGAUGGCCCUUAGGUCGAAGAUCAAGGCGCAGGCAACGGCAAAUAAGUUGCCGGCAAAGACGACAGCACCUCUUGACGGAGAUGGCGAUAUGGCUUUUGCAUCAACUCCACCCUCGAAGAGAAAAGAGAAAAAGGACAAAGACGAACGACCUCUCUUCCACGCAUUGAAGAUGCAGCAGAUCCUCACUCCCUUAUCCUACGGCCAACGGACCAAGCUAAAGCAGCAAAUGGAGAAAAUCGCCUCCUUUGAAGAGCUGGGAUUGAUGCCCUCAGUUGUCGACUCUAUAUACACCCAGGUCUUGCCACAUCUGACGGAGUAUACCCCUACACCUGUACAGAAAUUGGCGAUUCCUGCACUCCUCAGCAAAAAGGGCGAAUAUCAAAAGCAGAAACAGGUGGGUGCAGACGGGAACCCUCCCCCCCACAAAUACAAGACCUUCCUUCUCGCUGCAGAGACCGGUUCAGGGAAGACGCUGGCGUACCUCUUACCUGUCAUCAAUGCCGUUAAGCAACAAGAAGAGGUUGAUCGGAACGAAGAGCACGAGCGUGAAGCCCGGAGUGUCAAAGAAAGGGAAGAACAAGACAAGAACCGCGUUUUCGAAGCAGACGCUUCGGAAGCUGACGAGCCACCACCAAACCAGUCAAUGGGCCGGCCUCGAGCCCUCAUCCUUCUCCCCUCCUCCGAGCUCGUGGCGCAGGUUACAAAGGUGGUCAAAGUUAUCGGGCACACUGUGAAAUAUCGCUCUGCGGGCAUUUCUUCCUCGAACACACCCACGGUUAUCCGCAGCCGCCUCUUCAACCCCCAAGGGAUCGACAUCCUCGUCUCCUCCCCCCACUUGAUCGCCAGCAUCGCCAAAAAGGAGCCGAAUAUCCUAUCACGCGUUCAGUAUCUGGUCAUGGACGAGGCUGAUUCUCUUUUCGACCGCUCCUUUAGUGAGACAACGUGCGAAAUCAUCGAUCGUGCGGCCCCCUCAUUGAAGCAACUCAUUCUCUGCUCUGCCACUAUCCCAAACAGUCUUGAUAGGUUCAUUGACAAGAGGUUCCCCGAUUGCAAACGUAUCGUCACACCCAAGCUACAUACGAUUCCGCGCCGAGUACAGUUGGGCGCUGUAGACAUCGACAAGGAUCCCUACCGUGGCAGCCGUGACUUGGCGUGUGCGGAUGUGAUCUGGACACUAGGACGGGCUGUACACGAAGACCUCAACCCCAAAAACACGGUCAAGCAUAUCCUUGUUUUUGUCAACGAGCGCGACAAGGCAGAAGAAGUUGCGCGAUUUCUAGUGUCAAAGGGUAUCGAAGCUGUUGCGUUGACGAGGGAUACCACGGAGCAGCGCCAGGCUGAAAUCCUUGCAACAUUCACCUCUGUGGACCGUGUCGAAGGCUCGUCCAAACCAUCCUCUUCCGCGUCCUCGACCUCCAAGAAACUGUUCAAGGAUUUCGUUCCCUUUGACCGUUCAUCGAACCCCUCGACAUCGGGGACACACCCCACCCAGCCAUCUAGACCGACGAGGCAUCUCCCGGAUGUUAAGGUUCUCGUGACCACCGACCUUGGUUCACGCGGUGUUGACACUCUCGCAGUGCGGCACGUGGUGUUGUAUGACGUUCCACAUACUACGAUAGAUUUUGUUCACCGGUUGGGACGUAUGGGUAGGAUGAACCGGCGAGGGAGGGGAAUUGUAUUGAUGGGAGGCAAAGAUAGAAAAGACGUGAUUAGGGAAGUCAGGGAGGCUAUGUUUAAAGGGCAGGCUCUGAUCUAA